Aspergillus calidoustus is the source of this 1218-nucleotide messenger RNA. The record is from the annotation of a GenBank genome assembly. NCBI's taxonomy places the organism in Eukaryota, Fungi, Ascomycota, Eurotiomycetes, Eurotiales, Aspergillaceae.
AUGGACAUGAUGUCGGUUGCGCUCGGCACCGGUGCCUUCAACCCCAACCUACCCUCCGCGUCUGGUUCCGACCUGCAUUCCACGCAUUCCGCCAUUAGUUCAACCGGCCCGACGACAUGGGCCGCGACAUCCACCUCCUCCCUCACCUCCCUCAAUGACUACACCAACUAUCCCCUGAUCCGGCAAGGCGACCGCACCUAUCUCCGAGACCCGGAGAACAACUACCCGCUACCGUGCGACCUCUCCGAGAUUCAUCGCCAGAUACUGCGCUCGCUGAUGCUCAUUCGCGUGUUCGGUGGCCCCUUCUGCAACCCGUACCUCGCACAGCGACCUCCGAAGCGAGUCCUAGAAAUAGCUUGCGGGUCCGGUCUUUGGUCGGGCAUGUGCAACGAUCACUUUGCUCGCGCCGGGCAUCGUGAUGUCGCUUUCUAUGGUAUUGAUCUUGUCGCCAUCGCACCGGACCUCCGCAAGAAUGGUGUGAAUUGGCACUUUAAGCGACACGACCUCCGAAAACCGCGCAUACCGUUUCCCGAUGACUAUUUCGAUUUUGUGUUCAUAAAAGAUGCUGCGAUGUGUCCUUUGAGCCCGGCCCAACAGGCGCAGGGUCUGGUAGAGCCGUUGCGAGUGCUAAAGUCUGGCGGAGUUCUGGAAGUCUGGGAUUCGGACUCUGUUUUUCGUUCGCUGCUUCCCAACCCUGCGCCCGCGCGCAAGUUAGCUUCGAGGGAACAAGAGACGGCGGAUGCGACUGCAACAUACACUUUUUCGUCUGCGACUCCGUUCACAAAUGCGCAGAACAAGUUUCUGCAAAACUACAACUCCUGGCUAGAAAAGGCCUUUGACAAUCGGAAAUUGACGUCACUACCCUGUGCCACGAUCGGUCUCGCGUUUAACUCCGAGGUCGAUGUUUUAGAGAAGGUUGAUAGCCGGCGGAUUGCGAUCCCACUGGGUGAACCGCGCUGGGAACGAGAAGGAGGAAAGGACGGCAGCGGUCCCCGCAAACAACUGACAGCAGAUCAGUUGUCCAUCCGCCGCACCGCCUUAUUGACGGUCAUCCAGAUGAUCGAGGGCCUGGAGACGAUCCUCAUGGAAGCCAGCGGCAAGAGCAGGGAUGAAUGGGAUCGAUGGUGGACAGCCAUGAUGAGCGACCUGUUUCAGAAAGGAGGCCUCGCCAACGGAGAGUGCCUAGAAGUAAGUGCAUGGUGGGGCGUCAAGAGAUAG